AUGUCGGACCUUUCCGAAGCCGAUCAGUUUCUCUACGCGGCGCUUGCAGCUGAAGUCGGUAGGCCGUCUCCUCCACCGGAGUUCCACGGUGCCGCCAAUGUGGCCGCACCAGCCACUGCCUCUGAGGCCCGCAACAUGGCUGCCAAUGACACUGUCGUUGUGCCGCCAGUUGCCGUCGCUGUGCCUGCUGCGCCAGUUGCCGACGUGCCAGCUCACCUCGGCGCCCCGCCCCUCAUCCCAUCCACGCCAGCAAUCGUCAACAACCCUGCCAACACCGUCGCCGCACCUCUUGGCACAGUCGGUGGCAACACCCCCGCCCAGCCUGCAUCUCAACAGCGUACACGAAAGUACAGGAACGUUGGCGACGAAGCUGACCCAUUCAUCUGCCCGGGCCUCAACCAGGACUGUUACCACGCGGUCCUGCGCGAGAGUGGUUACUGGGACCACAUUUUCCGCAAGCACAACUACACACGGAAGCAGAUGGACAGGCCAAACAACCAGCAUAUCAAAGACAUCUUUGUCCCCGCGCGACGCGCCUCCUGGUAUCAGGCCAGGGGCGUCGACAUCACGUACCAGGGGACCGAGCCCAAGCAGAUUGCCGUGCGAAGGCGUAUGGCUGCUGGCCUCAGAACGACCGAUCCGGCAUACGCGAGCACGGUGUACGGGUCGACAAUGACAGAGCCAGACGUUUGA
Messenger RNA from Cladophialophora carrionii CBS 160.54, 693 nucleotides. RefSeq lists its product as uncharacterized. Bases 1 to 693 code for a protein of 230 amino acids. The record is from RefSeq and is a predicted model, not a curated record. NCBI's taxonomy places the organism in Eukaryota, Fungi, Ascomycota, Eurotiomycetes, Chaetothyriales, Herpotrichiellaceae. The transcript has 2 exons.